Molecule: messenger RNA, 1351 nt
Organism: Esox lucius (northern pike)
Lineage: Eukaryota; Metazoa; Chordata; Actinopteri; Esociformes; Esocidae
Gene: rsad2
Product: radical S-adenosyl methionine domain containing 2
Biological process (GO): defense response to virus; positive regulation of immune response
Cellular component (GO): mitochondrion; lipid droplet; endoplasmic reticulum membrane
Molecular function (GO): catalytic activity; 4 iron, 4 sulfur cluster binding
Source: RefSeq, marked provisional
AGAAGGUCUGGACCGUGUUGGUGAAAACAAAAAAUCAUGUUCUCAACUCAAGCCGUUUUUUGGGUGCAACUCUGCAUGAGCCCCCUCCAGCUCAUAUACGCAGCCGUUCGGACCUUGAUAGAUGUUAUCUGUUCCCAGGUACACGGUGCAUCAAAACUGAGAUCUACAAGAAAAGGAAAUUCUGCCACAGACAAAUUGAUGCAAAAAAAGUUAACGCAACCAGCAACUACUCCAAGCAGUGUGAAUUAUCAUUUUACUCGACAAUGCAAUUAUAAGUGCGGUUUUUGUUUUCACACCGCAAAAACGUCUUUUGUCCUACCCAUUGAAGAAGCAAAGAGAGGUCUAAAGCUUCUGAAGCAAUCGGGAAUGGAAAAAAUUAACUUCUCAGGUGGAGAGCCAUUCAUACACAAGAGUGGUGAAUUCUUAGGUAAAUUAGUACAGUACUGCAAAGAAGACCUCCAACUGCCAAGUGUCAGUAUUGUAAGCAAUGGCAGCAUGGUCAGAGAGAAGUGGUUCAAGAAAUAUGGCGAAUACCUGGACAUUCUGGCCAUUUCCUGUGACAGCUUUGACGAAGACACCAACCAGACCAUAGGCAGAGCUCAAGGUACCAAGAGCCACCUGGACAACCUCUCCAAGGUCCGGGAGUGGUGCCGGGAGUACAAAGUGGCAUUUAAAAUCAACUCUGUGAUUAACACCUUUAAUGUGGAGGAGGACAUGAGAGACAGAAUCACAGAGCUCAAUCCAGUACGCUGGAAGGUGUUUCAGUGUCUGUUGAUCGAUGGAGAGAAUGCAGGGGAAGAUAGUCUGCGGGAGGCAGAGAGGUUUGUCAUCAGUGAGGAGCAGUUUCAGGAAUUUCUGGAAAGGCACAGCAGCAUCAGCUGCCUGGUACCAGAAUCCAAUCAGAAGAUGAGAGAUUCCUACCUCAUCCUAGAUGAAUACAUGCGUUUUCUGGAUUGCCGUCAGGGGAGAAAGGAUCCUUCCAAGUCCAUUCUUGAUGUAGGUGUGCAGGAGGCUAUUCAGUUCAGUGGCUUUGACGAGAAGAUGUUCCUGAAGAGAGGAGGGAAAUAUGUGUGGAGUAAGGCUGACAUGCGACUCGAGUGGUGAUCUACUCAGUAUUAUCAGUUGUAUGUAAUUGUACAGAUAUCUAUAUUUUCCUAUGACAUUUAUUGAUGCCGGUAAAACUUCAGGUUUACUUAAAUGUUUAUUUUUUUUAAUAGAUUGUACUUUUUAACAUAUUUUGUUCUGGCCAAUUUGCACUUUAAUUUAAAUGUUUAGACAGCAUUAAUAAAGUUUUUACUAUUUUAUGUGUGUUACAUCGACUCUGUUACAUGUGUUAAAUCUAUCUUAAGUC